CUGUUUGAUUCCACAUGGAAUCGCUCUGUUCAUUUUACCACACCACCCACUUUCUCUCUCUUCUUUCUUUCUCUCAUCUUUUCCUGAUAGAGAGCGGAUUUUCUCGCAUACCAAUCACCACUUCUUACACAAAAGAAGAUUAAGAUUAUGUCCGAAUCCGAAGAAGAAGCUGCUACUUCCUUCCCGCCAAGGUCUUCUAAGGAGGUUCUCAUGGAUUUCGACCUCGACCUCGAUAAUCCAUGGCCGAUGGAUCAGAUCGCUUUCGUCUCUAAUCCCAUGUCUCCUCUGCUAUUCUCUUCUUCCUCUACUGACCACCCUUUCUCUCCUCUUUGGGCUUUUACCGAUGCAGAAAACGAGGAAAAUACUACUACUACUACUACGAAUAAUAAUAAUAAUAGUAAUAAUAAUAAUAAUAACAAUAACUGUAGCAAUACCAACAGUACUAACAAUAUUAACAAUACUAUUAAGCUCGGUCGACUUGCGAACUCAGCGGUGGCUGACUCUUCUCGGUUUUCCUGUAAUUCUAAUUCAGUAGCAGAAAGGCCAGCUGGGAACGAGGAGAACAGAUCACUUCCCUCCCCAUUUUCGGGACUGGUACCAGUGGACAGUCCAAAUGGGUACUAUUGGAUAAAAGAGAGGAUGACUCAAGCACUUCGGUAUUUGAAGGAUUCAACUGACCAGCAUGUUCUGGCUCAAGUUUGGGCACCAGUGAAGAAUGGGUCUCGGUAUGUACUUACAACUUCAGGGCAGCCCUUUGUUCUUGAUCCAGAUAGUAAUGGACUCCAUCAGUAUAGAAUGGUAUCUCUGAUGUAUUCGUUUUCUGUGGAUGGAGAGACCAAUGGAGUUCUUGGGCUUCCUGGUCGUGUUUUCCGACAAAAAUUGCCUGAAUGGACUCCAAAUGUGCAGUACUACUCCAUCACAGAGUACCCUCGUCUCGAUCAUGCUCAGCAUUACAACGUGCGAGGAAGUUUGGCUUUGCCUGUGUUUGAACCUUCUGGACAGUCUUGUGUUGGUGUACUUGAGCUUAUAAUGACUUCGGAGAAGAUCAAUUAUGCACCUGAGGUUGAUAAAGUCUGCAAAGCACUUGAGGCAGUAAACUUGAGAAGUGCAGAGAUAUUAGAUCACACUGAUACGCAGAUUUGUAACGAAGGUCGUCAAAGCGCGUUGACUGAAAUUUUGGAGAUAUUGACAGCAGCUUGUGAAACACACAAAUUACCGAUGGCUCAGACCUGGGUUCCAUGCAUGCAUCGCAAUGUUCUUGCUUAUGGAGGUGGCCUGAAGAAAAACUGUACUAGUAUUGAUGGUAGUUGCAUGGGACAAGUCUGUAUGUCCACAACCGAAGUAGCGUUCUACAUUGUAGAUGCUCGGAUGUGGGGUUUUCGAGAGGCAUGUCUUGAGCAUCACUUGCAAAAGGGACAAGGGGUUGCUGGGAGGGCUUUCUAUUCUCGCAACUUAUGCUUCAGCAGUGACAUUACUCAGUUCUGCAAAAAUGAGUACCCUUUGGUACACUAUGCACGUAUGUUCGAAUUAACUAGCUGCUUUGCAGUCUGCUUACAGAGCAGUCACACUGGAAAUGAUAAUUAUGUGCUAGAAUUUUUUCUGCCUCCUAACACAAAUCCUUCUGAACAACAUACUGUAUUGGGAUCCCUGUUGGCAACAAUUAAGAAGCAUUUCCAGAGUCUCAAGAUUGCUUCUGGAAUUGGACUUGAGGAAGAAGGGUUUGUUGAAGUUGUUAAAGUUUCUGCAACUGGGGGACUUGAAUCGAACUUUGAAUGUAUUCGGAUACCCCAAAUUGCAGAAUCACCCCCAGGACCUUGUUCCUUACCCAAUGGAGGAGACAUGGUGCAGCGAGAUUUGUUGAAGCCGCAAUUGACAGUAGGACAUGAUGCUGGAAAUGGUGGACAAGACGCUGUUCAUGAUGGGGGAAACAUGAAUCAUGUAUCUGUUUCUGAUAAUAAAGAAACAAAGAAAUCAGAAAGAAAGCGUGGGAAAACUGAAAAAUCAAUUAGUUUAGAGGUUCUUCAACAAUACUUUGCUGGGAGUCUUAAAGAUGCUGCAAAAAGCCUUGGUGUUUGCCCAACUACAAUGAAGCGCAUUUGCAGGCAGCAUGGUAUCUCGCGAUGGCCUUCUCGCAAAAUCAAUAAGGUUAACCGUUCCCUCUCUAAGCUAAAACGUGUAAUUGAAUCUGUGCAAGGUGCUGAAGGAGCAUUUGGAUUAACUCCUCUAGCCACAAGUCCUCUUCCCGUUGCUGUUACCUCCGUUCCACGGCCUUCUACUUCAAAUGGAACUAUUCAGCAAAAUUCACCGUGUCAUGUACCCUGUGACCUCCCUUUGGAAAGGAAAGACUCACCAACAAAUUCUUCAUCUAGAAGAGAAGGGCAUGCCGAAAUUGAAGAUCAAUUGCAGGGAGGGGGGAUAUCAAUUCAGAAAGACCUUAUUCAUGAAAACAGUGGAUUUUAUUUGCCUGAGAAUAAUAGAGGCUCAAACCACUCCAAAACGGGAAGUGGCUCAAGGGAAGUGAGUGGGGGGACCCCAACUUCUCAUGGCUCAUGCCAAGGUAGUCCUGCAAAUGGAAGUAUGAUGCUAAAGGAUCCAUUUGCUUAUUCCAUUCAUGAGCAAUGCAUUAAAGUAGAAGGCUCUCCCGAGUCAGCGCUCCAACCAACAGAUGGUUACAUUUUUUCAGUACCCGAUGCUCUUGUGACAACUGAAUCUCAAGAACCAUUUGGAGGAAUGCUAGUUGAGGAUGCUGGUAGUUCAAAAGAUUUGAGAAACCUGUGUCAUGCAACAGAUGCUAUAUUAGACGAGUCAGUUCCCGAGUAUUGUUGGAUGAACCCUCCUCCUCCUCCUCCUCCACCAUGCUCUGAGUUCGCUCCCAAUGACACAACCACAGAUAUCAUUAUUACUCAGACUCAACCAAAUGUUAAAGUUAGUCAAGAGAUGAGGAGUGUGACUAUAAAAGCAACAUACAGAGAAGAUAUCAUAAGAUUUCGAUUAUCUCUAAGUUGCAACAUUGUUGAGCUCAGAGAGGAAGUAGCAAAAAGAUUAAAAUUGGAGGUGGGUACUUUUGAUAUCAAAUAUAUGGAUGAUGACCAGGAGUGGGUACUGAUAGCUUGUGAUGCAGACCUACAAGAGUGCAUGGAUGUUUGUAGAUCAUCAGGCAGUAAUAUGAUUAGACUCCUAAUUCAUGAUAUAAUGCCUAAUCUUGGUAGCUCAUGUGAGAGCACUGAGGAGUGAAGAUUAGCUUGUAUAUAUAAUCAAUUUCAUGUAACAUUUUUUUUGUAGGUGCUGGGAAAGUAAAAGCUGUAUAUUUGGUUCUUAGAGCUUGCUUUCAUUUAGGAAUUUUUUUCAGUGAAAUUGUAGAAAGCUCAGUUGUCUGUAAUUCCCCCCUUUUUAUAUUAAUUGUCUAAUAUAUUUACAAUGGCAAAUGAAUAAUUUUGUUGGAAUUA
Messenger RNA from Humulus lupulus (European hop), 3446 nucleotides. RefSeq names its product protein NLP6-like. NCBI's taxonomy places the organism in Eukaryota, Viridiplantae, Streptophyta, Magnoliopsida, Rosales, Cannabaceae. Gene Ontology annotation, molecular function: protein binding; DNA-binding transcription factor activity. The record is from RefSeq and is a predicted model, not a curated record. The transcript has 5 exons. Bases 148 to 3234 code for a protein of 1028 amino acids.